CGUCAGAAAACGUCACUACCGCACCUGCGCAGCCAUCUUGUAUUUUGGGCGAAAAAAGAAAGGAGAAAGAGAAAAUAAUAUCCGAAUGAUAAACCUGACAGAAGAAAGGAAAUAGGACAGGACCUACCGAACGAAAACAAAACAAAGAUUAGACAGAACAACAGAAGAGCGAGCAGAAGAACGGACAUUCGACAAUCCGCUUUGAGCCCAGUUCUCAAGUCAUCUUUUGGUUCACAGCGGAGACCGAAAGAAAAAGAGGAGGAAGAACCGCCGUCAGAAAAACAGAUUCCGACCGUGUCAGACACACCAUGAAUCCCGAAUAUGACUACCUGUUCAAGCUCCUUCUGAUUGGUGAUUCUGGUGUUGGCAAAUCCUGCCUACUGUUACGAUUUGCUGAUGAUACUUACACAGAGAGUUACAUCAGUACCAUCGGGGUGGACUUCAAGAUCCGCACCAUCGAGCUGGAUGGGAAGACCAUCAAACUGCAGAUUUGGGAUACAGCGGGGCAAGAGCGCUUCCGCACCAUCACCUCCAGCUACUACAGAGGAGCCCACGGCAUCAUCGUGGUGUAUGAUGUCACAGACCAGGAGUCCUAUAACAACGUGAAGCAGUGGCUGCAGGAGAUCGACCGCUACGCCAGCGAGAACGUCAACAAGCUGCUGGUGGGGAACAAGUGUGACCUCACCACCAAGAAGGUGGUGGACUACACGACGGCCAAGGAGUUUGCAGACUCCCUGGCCAUCCCCUUCCUGGAGACCAGCGCCAAGAACGCCACCAACGUGGAGCAGGCCUUCAUGACCAUGGCGGCCGAGAUCAAGAAGCGCAUGGGCCCCGGGGCCACGGCCAGCGGGGACAAGCCCAACCUGAAGAUCGAGAGCACCCCAGUCCGGCAGGCCGGGGGCGGCUGCUGCUAGACAGGACUGUCAGACCCGGGCCCCGGCCCCCCAACCCCGCCUCCUCUACCCGACACCCUUCUCCGGGUCGGGCCGGGCUGGG
Messenger RNA from Conger conger (European conger), 996 nucleotides. RefSeq names its product ras-related protein Rab-1B. Bases 309 to 914 code for a protein of 201 amino acids. Lineage: Eukaryota; Metazoa; Chordata; Actinopteri; Anguilliformes; Congridae. The record is from RefSeq and is a predicted model, not a curated record. Gene Ontology annotation, molecular function: GTPase activity; GTP binding. The transcript has 6 exons.